Messenger RNA from Beta vulgaris subsp. vulgaris (sugar beet), 1326 nucleotides. RefSeq names its product probable 2-carboxy-D-arabinitol-1-phosphatase. The record is from RefSeq and is a predicted model, not a curated record. The coding region runs from base 318 to 833 and encodes 171 amino acids. Gene Ontology annotation, molecular function: phosphatase activity. Lineage: Eukaryota; Viridiplantae; Streptophyta; Magnoliopsida; Caryophyllales; Amaranthaceae. The transcript is spliced from 8 exons.
UUGUGAAUGAGUGCUCCACUACUCAGUGCUCCCCCCAAAGGCCCAAUAUCUCGUCUUUCUGGUCUUAUCUCCCUCCCUUAACUGGUUUCUCUUUCUCUCUCAUCCCGUCUUUAUCUCCUUCCAUACUCAACUACCAAAACGCUAACUACUCCAUUUCUACCCUCCUUCUCUCCAUCUCCUUCCAUUUCUACCCAUUUCUAGGGUUUCCAGUUCAAUUUUCACUCGCAUCUCACCCAUUCUUCACAAAAACAAAUCUAGAUGUCUCAUCACGAGUUCUUCAGCGCCGUUCUUCAACACCGCGGUAGGAGGCGGCGGCGAUGGUGGUUCUUCAGCAUCGCUAUCUCUCUCUCAUCCUUUUGUGUGAGUUCUUCAGCACCGUUCAUUCAGGUCAUGAUCCCCACUUGAAAUUUUAUAGAAGUGCUAAUGAAAGGAUCCGCCUAUCUGAAUGUCCCCUGGCUAGAUCAAAGCGAACUGCUGAAAUUAUCUGGGGUAACCAUAAGGAGCCAAUGAUCCCAGAUUUCGACCUGAGGGAAAUAGAUUUGUAUUCUUUUCAAGGGCUCUUGAAACAUGAGGGGAAGGAGAAAUUUGGCACUGCAUUUCGUCAAUGGCAGUUAGAUGUUCCGAACUUUAUCAUAGAUGGACAUUAUCCUGUCAGGGAGUUGUGGGCACGUGCCAGAAGCAGUUGGGAUAACAUAUUAAAUCAUCAAAGCAAGUCCGUACUUGUGGUUGCUCAUCACAAUGCUGUCAAUCAGGCUCUUGUUGCAACAGCAAUUGGCUUGGGAACUGAGUAUUUCAGAGUUUACUUGAGAGCAACUGUGGUGUUAGUGUGUUAGAUUUUAUUCCUCGAGCAGAGGACAAGUCUCCACACAUCUGCCUUAAUCGCUUAAAUCAGGGGUUUGAUUCAUCGAAAAACCACCCUGUGUUGUAGACCACCCUAUGCAUGUAGACCACACUAUGUUAAAGGUCGAGGUGGUUUGGAGCGGAAAACACCUCCGCGAGGCUACAUAAGCCCUGGACUUCUUUGAUCGAUUUUGGUGGUUUGCUUACUACAAUGUUGGAUCAGAUGUUAACCCGGAAAGGGUGACAAAAAGAAAUGAAGGAAGAUCGACUAAGAUCUUUUCUAUGGUUAUCUUUGCUGUAACUUGAUCUUCUACAUUCAGAUUAUUAGGGAGAGCUAACUCUAUUGUUAUCCAUUAAUCGGUAAUUAAUGUGUUCUCACUACCUCGAUUAGAUAAGUGAGUCUAAAGAUCUUUGUCUGAGUUAUGCAUUUGUCUUAUCUGAGUAAUGCACAAUACUUGAGGAUGAAAUGAAGUAAUCUCUUUGUUA